Molecule: messenger RNA, 1524 nt
Organism: Colletotrichum truncatum
Lineage: Eukaryota; Fungi; Ascomycota; Sordariomycetes; Glomerellales; Glomerellaceae
Product: WSC domain-containing protein
Source: RefSeq, a predicted model, not a curated record
AUGAAGACUUUCACCAACAUCGCCGCUGUCACCAGCUUCCUCGCCGUUGGCGCUGACGCCUUCUGGCGUAUGGAAUGCCAGGGCCGCGUUGGUCUCGCUCGCGUUGACCCUCUCAUGACCUUCGGCAAGGCUGCUCCUCACGUUCACGCCAUUCACGGCUCCAACGGAAUCUCGCCCACCGCCGAGUUCAGCGACCUGGUUGCCGGCGACUGUACCUCUUGCCGUGUCAAGCAGGACAUGUCUGCCUACUGGACUCCCGCUCUUUACUUCCAGGACUCGGCCACUGGCGAGUUCGAGGUUGUUGAGCAAGUCGGAGGAAUGCUUGCGUACUAUCUUCUUAAUGGAAAGAAUAUCAAGGCAUUCCCCCCCGGCUUCCGCAUGAUUGCCGGUGACACUGACCGCCGCAACUACACCGCCGGCGACCCCUCCAAGCCCGACCCUCAGAAGUCCGACUGGGUCACCUUGGGCCAAACCAAGCAGUCCGUCCUCGAGCAGCGCGCUGUUGGAUUCAACUGUCUCAACUAUGAACGUGCUCCUGAGGGCACUCUCUACCGCCACUUCCUUCCCGACAAGGAUUACCUUGAUGCCAACUGUGCCAACGGUGUCCGCUUCGAGAUGAUGUUCCCCUCCUGCUGGAAUGGUAAGGAUAAAGAUUCUCCGGACCACAAGUCCCACAUGGCCUACCCUGACCUUGUCAUCGAUGGUACCUGCCCUGAGGGAUUCGAGACCUCUGUCCCCAACCUUCUCUACGAGACCAUCUGGAACACCUACGCCUUCAAGAACCGUGCCGGCCGCUUCGUCAUCUCCAACGGCGACACCCAGGGCUACGGAUAUCACGGCGACUUCAUGUCCGGCUGGGAUGAGGACUUCCUCCAGAGUGCUGUUGACACUUGCACCAACAUGUCUGGCAGAAUUGAGGAUUGCCCUGUUUUCUCCCUUCAGAGCGAGAGCCAGGUCAAGCAGUGCUCGAUGAAGAUCCCUGACAUUCUCUCCACCGAGGACGUCAUCGGCCCUGACACGGUUCUGCCUGGUAACGUCCGCAUUACCUUUGGCGAUGGUUCUUCCGAGGGUGGUGCCGCUCCUGUCAGCUCUUCCACCAUUGUUGCCCCUACCAUCCCUACACUCACCUACAAGCCUGGCAAGACGGCUACGGCCAACCCCCUUCCCGGCCAGGUCUUCCACGAGAGCGGCAAGGCUAGCUAUGGCUACGGCAGCACUUCGUCCACUGCCCCGGUUGUUGCCCAGGCUGCUUCUUCCGCUGCUCCUGAGCCCUCGACCCCCGAGCCCACCCCUACCCCGAUCUUCGAACCCGUUACCACUGCCCCUCCUACCUCGACACCCAAGUUCGUGUCUACGCAGACGAUCACGGACGGUAACACCGUGUCGAUCAUCCUCUGGGAGGAGGUGAUUGUGUACGUGACCGAGUACGAGGACAUCACCACGACUCAGACGGUCAGUGCCACGCCGACGCCCGCCGCCCUGCGCGCGCGUCACCUUCACCACCACCGUCGUCACCACUUUUAA